CGGGCCAGUUGUUGAAGGAAUUACCACAUCACCUUCAUCAGUAAAACCAUAAAAGGUUCUCUCCUCUGGUUUGCAUGAUUGAACAUGCAAAUACUCGAAGAUUUCGUGUCAACCGUGAAAACUUCCUUUUUUUAAAGUGUUAUUUAAGGAGGGAUGAUUUGUUGCACGGACGAUAAUAAACGAUUUCUCUGAGAUUUCUCGCUUUUGUGCCACAUGAAGAUGAACGCUCAGACAAGCGGGUGGUUCGUAUUUCUGGUCCUGGUGAAAUCUAUAGAUCUUUCUUGGACCGAAAAAGCUCUCAUCGAACUAGAAGGCAGUAACCCGACAGCUAAAGAGGGCUCAUGUGCUGAAAUCAACUGCAAAGUCAAUCCUAGUUAUCACAAUUUUCCUGAAACUGUUUCAUCCUGGUUUUGGAUGAAGGAUAGACAUUAUAAUGAUAAAAUUAAAGACUUUAAUGCUACAAUCAUUUACAGUACAGAUAAUAUCUCACGCCCUGUCAGUCCAGACUUUGCAGGCAGAGUGACAUAUAAAGGGACACCAUCUCAAAACUGGAAAUCUUCACAACUUCAAUCUCCAUCUUCGCCUCAGUCUUGCAGUAUUUCAAUCUGCAACCUGAACAAAACUGACAACGGAAACUAUUCUUUCAGAGUUGUAGGAAACCGUGGAAAAUGGGCAACCAACGAAGUUAACCUCACAGUAACAGAAAACCCAUGCCUGAUCACUUUUGAGAAACCACCUGUUGUAAAGGAAAAUGACAACGUAACACUCACAUGCUCUACUUUGAGUUCAUGUCCCUCAAAACCACAAAUUGAAGGUUCGACAGAGUUGUAUCCAACGUUGUUUCCAAAGUCUCUGCAAGAAAUUAACAGGCGGAAAAUCACCACUGUUGAGUUUAAAGUCAGCUGGAGGGAUGAUGGGAAGACGUUUUCAUGCCAAACUGAAGAUAACAAGGACCAGCAUUUGAUUCGAAAAGUCUCCCUUACCGUUGAAUAUGCUCCAAAAGAUGUACUGGCUAGCGUUAGCUCUGAGGUCAUCAAGGCAGGACAAGCUGUGACUCUCACUUGCUCCGCCAAAGGACGUCCUGAUCCCAAAUUUACCUGGUUUAGAGAUGAACAGAAAGUGGAGCCAGGGCCAGGGCCAGGGCCAGAAAUGAAGAUUGACCAAAUUAAAGAAUCGGAGGGUGGGGAUUACAGUUGUGUAGCUCAAAAUGACCAUGGCAACGCUACAUCGAAUCCAGUGGCUGUAGAUGUUACAUAUGAGCCUCAAGUUGAGGUACAGAUGUCUCCACAAGACUCUGAAGUUAAAGAAAACACUGAAAUGAAUUUUACAUGUAAUGUGAUAAAAAGCCAUCCACCUACUCUCACGUCCUACUCUUGGUACAAAAAUGAUCGGCUGAUUCCAGGAAGACAGCAGAAAGUCUGGUUUGUUCAGAGAAUCCAGCGUUCUGACGGAGGCUCCUACAAAUGCGAGGCCACUAACAGUGCCGGUACUGGAACAUCACAUCCACGUCAAAUCAAAGUCCAAUACGGUCCAAGGAAUACCAGGAUCUUCAUCAGAGAUCCAGAUGUACAAGUUGGUAAAUCCCUCUAUUUCACAUGUGAGACUGAUGCCUAUCCUGCCCCAAAGAGUUUCUACUGGUACCGUAACAGCACCAAUAAACGGUUGGAAGCAUCACAGUCGUGGUCACGUACAACUAACAACAACACGCUGAAUUUGGGGCCUGUACAAAGAGCAGAUGAAGCAUGCUACGAGUGCAGGGCAACCAACGACAUCAGUACAGGGCAGAGCAGAGAGCCACGAUGCAUAACAGUUCUCUAUCCUCCAACCAAUCUCAGUCUGUCUAUGAUGUCUGAGAUCACAGAGGAUCCUCCCACCAAUCUCAUACGGCCUAUGGUGUUUGAGAUCACAGAGGGUCAACUCAUUAGAAUCAAAUGCUCUGUUGAUAGUGCCCCACCGUCACGCCUUCGCUUGAUCACACCCAAAUCUCCAGAGUGGAGUGUCCUUCACUGUUAUCCUCCUGCGCCGCCCAACAGUCUCUGCCACAUUUUUAAUGUAACUUCAGCCUACGCAGGCAGUUACACCUGCAGUGCCGACAACGGCAUCGGUUCAAAACAAAGUGACCAAUGGAAGUUGAUGGUGAAAUAUCGUCCACAAGAUGUGAGAGUUGAAGCCAAGCCUGAUUUUUCAGUGACUGAAAACGGAACGUUAAGACUGACAUGCAAAGCCACGUCCCACCCAACAGACAAGUCUUACAUGUGGAUGAAGAUGACUGACGGGAAGAAAGAAAUCAUGAAGCAUUAUCAGACUGAGACCAUCACCAUUCAGUCUGUCAGUCCUUCUGACAGCGGUCUGUACAGCUGUGCAGCCAGCAAUGAAAUCGGGACCGGAGAGUCAAUGUCGGCUCCGGUUCACGUCAAGUAUGCUCCAAAAUAUGUAAAUGUCACGGCAGCAGCAGAGCAGCAGGAGCCUGAUGGGAGGAGUUCAGUGAUGCUGACCUGCAGCAGCCACAGCUAUCCCGAUGUCACACAGUAUUCAUGGUACAGGAAGGUGUCAGCAAAGGACAAAAAGGAAGAAAAGGUUGCUUAUCGGCAGAGCUACAAAGUGCCUUCAGACAAACCGGGAUACUACUACUGCGUCGCAGAAAAUGAAAUAGAUAAAAAAUCAUCUGAUCCAGUCCCGCUGUUUGUUCACCGACGCCUGUUGAGGGCCCUGAAGUUCGUCUUCCUUUCUCUCACUAUCCUGCUUCUUAUUUUAUUCCUUGUCUUUGUCUAUAGAUAUAAGAGAAAGAAAUCAAUUCAUCGAGGACAGCCCUGCUUUGGUUUUCUGGUUCGGUGGAACUGUUGCAGACGGAGGAAUCUGAUAAGAGAGUCUGUCACAGCAGAGCCUUUCAGGAGCAGAGAUGACCUCUUGCCAGACCAGCCGUGCCGUCCUAAUGCCCAACGACACCAGCCUCGUCCAGACAGCACGCCUGCAUCCAACGGCAACUUUGUUUAUUCUACUGUCAAUUUCUCAUCUGUGAAACAGGGUCCAUCUGCACAAAGGCCAGUCAGACAGCAAGAUGGACGCACAGCGGAUGACUCUCUCAGCUACGCCAAUAUACACUUUGGAAAUGAGAAAAAGAACAAACAGGAUAAAGCAGAAGUGACUGCUGUGUACGCUAUGGUGACCAAGCCACCUAAAAAGGACGAGCAAGAAGACAGAGACUACGAGAACGUCAGUGCAGGCCAGACAGCCACAUCUCCAAAUCCACUGGAUUCUGACUCAGACACCAGUGAUGAUGAGGUGGACCUAAACUAUUCACAGGUGAGGUUCGAGGUGAAGCCUGGACACCAGAGAGCCGUCAGAGACUCCAGCACGAGCAGUGACUCCAGCACCUCUGAUGAGGAACAGACUCAGUACUCUGACAUCAAAAUCUGAGUCACGGCUACACCCACGCUGUGCCUGAGCCGCACGAAACCAUGUUUACAAUUAAUCAGAUUUUCCUCAUUAAAAACGGCUGCAUUGGUUUGCUGUUGCAUCAUUUUUCAUCAGCUUGCAGGAACAAAUACCAAACUGGAGGAGAGAAAGUAAGCUUUGGCACCUUAAAUAUAAUUGUGUUUUUAUGCUAACAUAUUUUUGUUCUAACUCCUGAAUUAUCGGAGAAAGUAAGUGUGGCUAACUGUACAUACCUGUAAAAAUGUAAUGACAUUACUGUGAGAUGGUUGUAAUGUUUUAAUGCUGUUGUUUUACUGAGACUUAAUUCUGACAUAUGCACGUGUAAAGACUGUGUUAAAAGCUCCUUCACAUAACACUCCUUGACUUGAGUGCAAGAAGAAGGGCCAACGCAAACAGAUUCAUCUAUUUUAACAAGAAACAAACAAAAAAUAUUAAUAAAGAGUGUUUUUUUUUA
This is a messenger RNA of Acanthopagrus latus (yellowfin seabream), 3889 nucleotides long. RefSeq lists its product as uncharacterized. The coding region runs from base 214 to 3417 and encodes 1067 amino acids. Lineage: Eukaryota; Metazoa; Chordata; Actinopteri; Spariformes; Sparidae. The transcript is spliced from 18 exons. The record is from RefSeq and is a predicted model, not a curated record.